UUGAACUGGCUGCCGAGAUAUGUCGAUCUUCCACUCAGCCAUCGAUAUACUUUCUAUAACAAAACAUUAACUUACGAUCUGUUUAAUAGAUCAAGGACAGAAUGUUUAGAAUUAUAGCAAACUAACGCGUGGCACCAGUCCCUUGGUAUACAAGCAGCAAUGAUGGGAUUUCCCUGUAAGAUACCAUCUCGCACAUGUCGGUUAGAAGAAAGCGAAGAGGAAUCUAUCAGGAGUUACUAUUAGCGAAGCAGUUACUAGGAAGGACUGUAAACCAUUACCAAUCUUUAAGUUGUGGUUUUAAUGUUGUGACACAAUUGGAGGAGCCUUUUUUAACCGCAGAAUUUUGGGAUUACCUGCUGAGUGGUGACUGCGCAGAGAAGGUGUCGGACCUGGAUUCUAUCGAGUGUAGGUACAUACCUCCAGCCUCUCAGGUACGGCGGCACAGCCUUCUGCUGAUCAACUCCUGUUAUCAAUCAGCAAAAAAAAUACACUUUAGUUUUCUCUCGCUAGACUUUCUUACAAACGGCAAUUUCAAAUGCGUAUCGCAGUGAUCUUACAGGCAACAGCAAUAAAAUCUAACUUCGAAGAGUAUUUGCUUAAUACCUAAUUUUAGUUCUUCUUACUUACCACCAUUUGCUGUAAGUCCGCAUUAACAGAGUCGAUACGAAAUUUCGACAGUCCAUAGGCUUUCAUCUUGGACAUACUCAACGUACCCAUGCCGAUACUUUUACGAAUAUCCGGCACCUCCAUGGGAUCUGGAAUCGGUGCACCCGGAAGACCCACUGGAUCUUCUUGCUUAAAGUGCUCAAGAACGGCGAAUAGCUGUGCAGCUAAACGAUUCUCGGUUACACGUACAUUAUGAUCGUCUUUUGCAUCGCUGGAAAGAUCAACCUCUGCGGAGGAUUCCGUUGAUGAAGCUGAAACAAAGAAAACAAUAUACAUACAUACAUUUUUAAUUUUAACUUUUAUUUUGCGUAUAAUGCAAAGCUAGUUUACCAUCGUCCUCGUCUUGUAUUAGCGCAUCACUAAAAUACAAGCAAAGAAAUAAGACAAAAGAUAACGCGAUCCAUGUGCGCGUUUGAAGCAUCUUUUUUUCUGGUCGAGUGUAAACAACAACAAUUUAUCAGAAGCACUUUUAGCGCCGAUCACAAGAACAAUAAAACAUUCAUUAAUAAACAAGAAACACUGAGUAUUGAUUCAGAUACUUCGAUGCUCGCUUAUAAAAUAAGCCGUCCGGAGAUGCGCGCACUAUACGGAAGGCAGCACACAAA
Molecule: messenger RNA, 1271 nt
Organism: Rhagoletis pomonella (apple maggot)
Lineage: Eukaryota; Metazoa; Arthropoda; Insecta; Diptera; Tephritidae
Exons: 3
Coding region: 195-551 (118 amino acids)
Source: RefSeq, a predicted model, not a curated record